This is a messenger RNA of Caenorhabditis sp. 36 PRJEB53466, 1322 nucleotides long. The record is from the annotation of a GenBank genome assembly. Lineage: Eukaryota; Metazoa; Nematoda; Chromadorea; Rhabditida; Rhabditidae.
AUGGCGAUUUCGUUUGGAUACGAGGUCAGAAAAUAAUCAAAUGUUUAUAUUAUUUAAGAUUUUUUUUUUCAGUUUAUUGUGAUGAAACCCCCGAUUGAAAGUGUUUUUGCUGGGACAGUGGUUCCUUGGUGCAGUGGAUGCGGCAAAGAAGAGAUUAUCACUGCUAUUUCGAUCAUCGGCGCCGUCAUCAUGCCCCAUAACUUUUAUUUGCAUUCGGCCUUAGUGAAAGUGAGCGUGAUCUGAUUGUGAGUUUGUAAAUCAUUCUGACGGAGCCCAUUUUUAGUCCCGAAAAGUGAAUCGUUCCAACAGAAACCGCGUUGCCGAGGCGAACAAAUAUUUUGCAAUCGAAUCGGCGAUUGCGCUCUUCGUCAGUUUUUUCAUAAAUAUGUUUGUUUUGUCGGUGUUCGCACGUGGACUAUACGGUAAAACAAAUGAAGAUGUGGUCGGUUGAUGAGCUGAAAAAAAAACAAAAUGGAGAUGUUUGUAGAGUUCGAUGUGUCUCGCUCAACAUGAUAUACCGGAUUCAAAUAUUUUUCCAAACGAUUCGGAACCUGUCGAAGUGGACUUAUUUGAAGUAUAGUCUUGCGCUAAGGAUACAAACUGAACAUUUUUAUUAACAGGGAGGAAUCUACUUAGGUUGUCAGUUUGGUCUCGUGGCAAUGCUCGUGUGGGGAAUCGGAAUACUCGCAGCUGGUCAGAGUUCCACAAUGACCGGAACUUAUACGGGACAGUUUGUGAUGGAAGGAUUUAUCAAAAUCUCGUGGCCAAAAUGGAAACGUGUCCUGGUUACUCGAGCUGUCGCCAUCACACCCACGCUUAUUUUGUGUAUCAGUGCAAACGGAAUCAAGAACCUGACAGGUAUAACCUUAAAAACACGAAAUAUCUAAAACUAAUAUUUUCAGGUAUGAAUGACUUUUUGAACUGUGUACAAAUGGUUCAGCUACCAUUCGCUAUUAUUCCUAUGAUCACUUUCACUUCCAGUGAAAAAAUCAUGCACAACUUUAAAAAUUCAAAGGGUCUCAAAGCAUUCGCACUGAUAUCAUCGGUAAUAACCAUUGGAAUCAACGUCUACUUCAUUAUACAAACUGUUUCUGAACAUUUGGGCACCGAGUGGUAUAUCUGGAUCGCAAUCACUCCGAUCACCAUCCCAUACGUUCUUUUUGUUGCCUAUUUGGUGAGUUCACAGUUUUCCAUGAGUAAUUCAAACAUUUCAGUCUGUCUAUUGUCUCGUGGAAUGCAAUAUUCUCAGCGAUACAAUGGUAAGCCAACAAGUGGAAGUUUUUGAAAAACAAAUCUUUAUGUUAGGAAAUUCCUGGAUUUGA